AUGAAACUUUACAACAACCACAACGGAAACCUUUUCUCCGACAUCGCUGUCCUCACUGCCAAGUUCGCCAAGGUUGACCUUAACGUCGUUCUUGUCUCAGAAGAAGAAGCCAAGUCAAAGGACUUCAAGGCUAAAUCACUUACUGGCAAGUUCCCACUCCUCGAGACCGAACACGGUAACCUCGUUGAGUCAGCCUCAAUUGCUAGAUACAUCGGAAGACUCUCAAGUGAGGGACUCUCAGGCAACUCAGCUUUCGAAUCUGCUCAAGUUGACCAAUUCUGCGAUUUCUCAAACUCAAACCUCAUCCCACACCUCAGAACUAUCGUAUAUGCCGUUUUCGGACAUGCAGUCGUUGAAACUGAGACCUUCAACACCGCUAUUAAGGAUCUUAAGGAGCAUGUUAGAUCACUUAACACCCACCUCCAAGGAAAGACCUACCUCGUUGGUGACAGACUUACUGUUGCUGAUGUUGUCGUCGCAGUUGCCCUUCUCCUUCCAUUCCAAACAGUACUCGAUGGUGGAUUCAGAAAGUCAGUUGCCCCCAACGUUACUGCCUGGUUAGACAGAUUCGUUGCCCUCCCAGAAGUUGUUUCAAGACUCGGUCACGUCAAAUUCUGCGCCAAGCCAAUGAAAGCUGUUGCCCCACCCAAGAAGGAAGAAAAGAAAGAAGAAAAGAAAGCCGCUGAGAAGACUGAAGCAGUUGCUGCACCAAAGAAAGAAGUCGACCCACUCGAUGAACUCCCACCCACCAAGUUCGAUCUCCCAACCUUCAAGACCUACUUCGUUAAUCUUCCAGACAAGAGAGGUGAAGGUAUGGACCACUUCUUCGCCAACUACGACAGAGAAGGAUAUAGCCUCUUCUACGCCAAGUACGAAAAGUACGAAGGUGAGGGUGUUGUUCUCUAUCAAACCUCAAACCUCAUGAACGGAUUCCUCCAAAGAAUCGAUAGCUUCAGAAGACACACCUUCUCCAUGAUGGCUAUUGUUGGAGAGGAGCCAAACCUCGACAUUGAGUCAGUCUGGCUUUUCAGAGGCAAGGGUAUCCCACAACAAAUGAUCGAUCACCCACAAUUCGAAUACUACCAAAAGAGAGAACUUUCCGUCGACAACGAGGAAGACAGAAACCUCAUCAGAGAAUUCUGGUCCGCCAAAGUUGGAGACAACGUCAACGGCAAGGUUGUUGUUGAAUGCAAGAUGCACAAAUGA
Stylonychia lemnae is the source of this 1206-nucleotide messenger RNA. The record is from the annotation of a GenBank genome assembly. NCBI's taxonomy places the organism in Eukaryota, Ciliophora, Spirotrichea, Sporadotrichida, Oxytrichidae.